Messenger RNA from Aspergillus caelatus, 1938 nucleotides. RefSeq names its product S53 family peptidase. Gene Ontology annotation, molecular function: tripeptidyl-peptidase activity; serine-type endopeptidase activity. The transcript is spliced from 5 exons. The record is from RefSeq and is a predicted model, not a curated record. Lineage: Eukaryota; Fungi; Ascomycota; Eurotiomycetes; Eurotiales; Aspergillaceae. The coding region runs from base 1 to 1938 and encodes 645 amino acids. Gene Ontology annotation, biological process: proteolysis.
AUGAAGAGUUCAUUUAUCCUGUUUAACAUACUAGUAGCGGGCGUGUUGGCAAUUCCAACGCGUACUGACUACGUCCUCCACGAACGUCGCGAUGCUAUACCAAGCCACUGGACUGGAGAGAAGCGUCUGAACGGCCAGACCGUGCUGCCCAUGCGAAUUGGUCUGACUCAGUCCAAUUUGGACCGUGGUCAUGACCUUCUCAUGGAAGUGUCCACUCCCGGCUCCUAUCGGUACGGCGACCACCUGACGGUUGACGAUGUCCAUGAUCUAUUUGCUCCCUCUCAAGAAAGCAUAGAUAGCGUCCGCUCGUGGCUGGAAUCUGCGGGCAUUGCCCCCGAUCGUAUCUCCCAGUCGACGAACAAGCAAUGGCUACAGUUCGAUGCAGGCGCCGAUGAGGUCGAACAGCUUUUAAAGACAGAGUUUUACCGUUACUCGCACGCUGGUACUGGUCGGUCCCAUGUAGCUUGUCGCGAAUACCACGUCCCAGAAAGUGUGCAAUCGCACAUCGACUAUAUCACACCAGGCAUUAAGCAUCUGGAGAUUCGAGAGGAGCGACCGAUUGAGAAGCGUAGCCUUGACAAGCGGUCAUUCGGUAUUCUACCACCAAUCCUCCGACCAUUGACCAUGCCUUUGGAGGAGCUACUAGGCCAGUUGCUGGCGUUGUGCGAUGUAGCUGUAACACCCGCUUGCAUUCAGGCUAUGUACAACGUAACCGACGGUGACAAGGCGACAAAGGGCAACGAGCUCGGUAUCUUUGAGGAUCUUGGUGAUGUCUAUAGCCAGGAUGACCUGGACCUCUUCUUCUCAACUGUAGCCCAUAAGAUCCCCACAGGCACACACCCAAUCCUCAACGCCAUAGACGGAGCCCAAGCUCCAGCAGACACCACAAACGCAGGCACAGAAUCCGACCUCGACUUCGAGAUCUCCUACCCACUCAUCUGGCCGCAGAACAGCAUCCUCUUCCAAACCGACGACCCCAUCUACCAAAACAACUACACCUACAACGGCUUCCUGAACAACUUCCUCGACGCCAUCGACGGCUCCUACUGCAGCGAGACCUCCCCCCUAGACCCACCCUACCCCAACCCAGCCGACGGCGGGUACAAAUCCCCCCGCCAAUGCGGCGUCUACAAGCCCACAAACGUAAUCUCGAUCUCCUACGGCGGCGCAGAAGCCGACCUCCCGAUCGCCUACCAGCGCCGCCAAUGCCAAGAGUUCAUGAAACUGGGCCUACAGGGCGUCUCCAUCGUCGUGGCCUCCGGCGACUCGGGCGUCCAGGGUCGCGGUGGCUCCCCAACGCCCAGCGGCUGCCUGGGUAAAGAUAAUAAAGUCUUCGCCCCGGAUUUCCCUGCAACUUGUCCCUACCUCACCACCGCAGGAGGCACAUAUCUCCCCCCUGGGGCCGACGUACACGCCCACGAAGAACAAGCAACAACAAGCUUCCCCUCCGGUGGCGGGUUCAGUAAUAUUUACAAAAGACCAGACUACCAGAACGCCGCCGUCGAGGAGUACUUCAACACCGCCCAGCUCUCGUACCCGUACUACGAAAGCGUCGAUAAUAGCAGUUUUGCCGCCAACGGUGGAAUCUACAACCGGAUCGGGAGGGCUUAUCCCGACGUUGCUGCUAUCGCGGAUAAUGUACUGGUGUUUAAUAAAGGGUUGCCGACGUUGGUUGGGGGGACGUCUGCCGCGGCGCCGGUUUUUGCGGCGCUGUUGACGAGGAUUAAUGAGGAGAGACUUGCCGCUGGGAAGAAGACGGUGGGGUUUGUCAAUCCCGUGUUGUAUGCUAAUCCCCAGGUGUUUUUUGAUGUCACGAAGGGGAGUAAUCAGGGCUGUGGCACGGAUGGAUUUCCCGCUGCUAAGGGGUGGGAUCCCGUUACUGGGCUGGGGACGCCGAAUUAUCCGAAGUUGUUGGAGUUGUUUAUGGGGUUGGAUUGA